AUGUCCUGUCUUAACUGUUUUUCAUCUAAAUCUUAUUUAAGCCAACAUCAGAUAAUCCAUACUGGUGAAAAGCCCUACAUAUGUACUCAGUGUGGGAAGCGUUUCCUUCAUAAAUCUUCUUUAAAUAAACAUCAGAGAAUUCAUACUGGUGAAAAGCCCCACCAAUGCUCUCAAUGCGGGAAGUGUUUUUCAGGUAAAUCUCAAUUAAGCAUCCAUCAGAGAAUCCAUACUGGUGAAAAGCCCUAGUGUACUCAGUGUGGAAAGUGUUUUUCAGCUAAAUCUCAUUUUAGCGAACAUCAGAGAAUUCAUACUGGUGAAAAGCCCUAUGCAUGUACUCAAUGUGGGAAGUGUUUUUCAGGUAAAUCUCAUUUAAGCCUCCAUCAGAGAAUUCAUACUGGUGAAAAACCUCACAAAUGUACACUGUGUGGGAAGUGUUUUUUCACAAAAGGUGAUUUAAGCAAACAUGAGAUUAUUCAUGCUCGUGAAAAGCCCUUCAAAUGUGAUAAGUGUGAGAAGUGUUUUCAUCGGAAAACUAAUUUAAAUAAGCAUCAGAUAAUUCAUACAGGUGAAAAGCCCUACAAAUGUGAUCAGUGUGGAAAGUGUUUUUCAGCUAAAUUACAUUUAAGCACCCAUCAGAGAAUUCAUACUGGUGAAAAGCCCUACAAAUGUACGCAGUGUGGGAAGUGUUUUUCAACUAAAUCUUAUUUAAGCAUCCAUCAGAUAAUCCAUACUGGUGAAAAGCCUUCCACAUGUACUAAGUGUGGAAAGUGUUUCACAUGUACAUCUAAUUUAAGGAGGCACAGGAACAUUCAUACAGGUGAAAACACCUAG
Molecule: messenger RNA, 831 nt
Organism: Conger conger (European conger)
Lineage: Eukaryota; Metazoa; Chordata; Actinopteri; Anguilliformes; Congridae
Product: gastrula zinc finger protein XlCGF71.1-like
Cellular component (GO): nucleus
Source: RefSeq, a predicted model, not a curated record